Messenger RNA from Pan troglodytes (chimpanzee), 2379 nucleotides. It is a transcript of the gene TMEM138, whose product is annotated as transmembrane protein 138. The transcript is spliced from 5 exons. Gene Ontology annotation, cellular component: cilium. Bases 1563 to 1877 code for a protein of 104 amino acids. NCBI's taxonomy places the organism in Eukaryota, Metazoa, Chordata, Mammalia, Primates, Hominidae. The record is from RefSeq and is a predicted model, not a curated record.
GGAGGUGAGAGUGAUUGACGAGGAGUGGGUUAAGUGACCAGAAGUCAGAAUUUUUGGUGCUGUUGUUUUGGGCUUGGGUUUUAUGCUUUGUUGUUGUUUGCCAAGGAAGCCUCGUUUUUAAGUGGAUUGGGAAGCGUGAGGAAUACUGCCCUAGGUACAAAGGGAAGGCGGCAGGUAGCGGUGGACGAAUUAAAGAGCUUCAUGAGCUUGUGAGUCUCCACUGCCCUAAACUGGAGGGGAUCGUCGUACGUAGAGACAGGCAUGGGCGUUUCUGCAUAACAGAUCCUCAAAACAGCCCUGGAUGGUGGCCUAUGACUAGUGGUUAAGAGCACGGGUUUGGCGUCACAGUUAUGAAGCCGGGUUCUGCUGACUUGAGACCUGGAGGAAUGCCUUGAGCUCUGACUUCUGUGUCCUUUCCUGUAGAAUAGGAAUAAUUCCCACCUUGCAGACUUGUAGGGAGGAUUAAAGGAAACGAUCUUGGUUGACAAGUUUAUCGUGGUGUGGGUACCUAGGUAGUAGCUAUCAGUGUUAUUUAAUGCGGCCGGGCGCAGUGGCUCACGCCUGUAAUCCCAGCACUUUGGGAGGCCGAGGCGGGAGGAUCACGAGGUCAGGAGAUCGAGACCAUCCUAGCUAACAUGGUGAAACCCCGUCUCUACUAAAAAUACAAAAAAUUAGCCAGGCGUGGUGGCACGCACCUGUAGUCCCAGCUACUUGGGAGGCUGAGGCAGGAGAAUCGCUUGAACCCGAGAGGCGGAGGUUGCAGUGAGCCAAGAUCAUGCCACUGCACUCCAGCCUGGCGACAGAGCGAGACACUCUCUCUCUCUCUAAAAUUUAAUGAAUGAGGAAACCGCGAACAUACGUCCAAUAAGGUGGGACUUCACCAGCUGAGGUGGAGGAGGUGCCUUAACCUUCCGGAGCCUCUGUGUAAAAUGGGGAUAAUAUACAUUGUAAUGGCUACUUCUCAAGAUGGUUGUAGGAUUACGUAAGGUUAGAAAUAUGAAAAGAGCUUAUAAAUUGCAAAACAUUUUACCGAUGCUAAUUUAAUCGCUAACACUCCAGAGCAUUUUGAAAUUUCUUUAUAGAUUUGGCACAGCAGCGGGUCAUAGGACACCCCCAGAGCAACUUGUGGGUCUUGGAAUAGAUGAAAAGAAACAACUGCCACUGUGUUGCAACCAUAACCCUAAAGAUAAAGCUUUCCAGGAGACCCCUGUUUCCUCUCUGCUUUUUCUGCCUAGGGCACUUCACACUUCUUUGCUGGCAUUUUUCCUGCCUAGUUAAAUACUAGUCUAUCAAUUAUGUAAGAGACAGCUUAGUCCAGUAGUUAAGAGCACAGACUGUGGACCCGUGCAGCCUGCAUCUGAAUACCAGCUCUGCCACUUACUAACGACGUGACCUUGGACAAAUUAUUUUACCUCUCUUGGCCUCAAAUUUCUCAUCUGUAAAAUGGGGAAGGUGCUUGCCUUAGAGCAAGGGAAACAGCUCUCAUUCAAAGGAACUAGAAGCCUCUCCCUCAGUGCAUCCAGGAUAUUGCAGUCCUCUUCAACAUCAUCAUCAUUUUCCUCAUGUUCUUCAACACCUUCGUCUUCCAGGCUGGCCUGGUCAACCUCCUAUUCCAUAAGUUCAAAGGGACCAUCAUCCUGACAGCUGUGUACUUUGCCCUCAGCAUCUCCCUUCAUGUCUGGGUCAUGAACUUACGCUGGAAAAACUCCAACAGCUUCAUAUGGACAGAUGGACUUCAAACGCUGUUUGUAUUCCAGAGACUAGCAGCAGUGUUGUACUGCUACUUCUAUAAACGGACAGCCGUAAGACUAGGCGAUCCUCGCUUCUACCAGGACUCUUUGUGGCUGCGCAAGGAGUUCAUGCAAGUUCGAAGGUGACCUCUUGUCACACUGAUGGAUACUUUUCCUUCCUGAUAGAAGCCACAUUUGCUGCUUUGCAGGGAGAGUUGGCCCUAUGCAUGGGCAAACAGCUGGACUUUCCAAGGAAGGUUCAGACUAGCUGUGUUCAGCAUUCAAGAAGGAAGAUCCUCCCUCUUGCACAAUUAGAGUGUCCCCAUCGGUCUCCAGUGCGGCAUCCCUUCCUUGCCUUCUACCUCUGUUCCACCCCCUUUCCUUCCUUUCCUCUCUGUACCAUUCAUUCUCCCUGACCGGCCUUUCUUGCCGAGGGUUCUGUGGCUCUUACCCUUGUGAAGCUUUUCCUUUAGCCUGGGACAGAAGGACCUCCCAGCCCCCAAAGGAUCUCCCAGUGACCAAAGGAUGCGAAGAGUGAUAGUUACGUGCUCCUGACUGAUCACACCGCAGACAUUUAGAUUUUUAUACCCAAGGCACUUUAAAAAAAUGUUUUAUAAAUAGAGAAUAAAUUGAAUUCCUGUUCCAUAAA